Molecule: messenger RNA, 2420 nt
Organism: Oncorhynchus kisutch (coho salmon)
Lineage: Eukaryota; Metazoa; Chordata; Actinopteri; Salmoniformes; Salmonidae
Product: gasdermin-E-like
Exons: 10
Coding region: 80-1531 (483 amino acids)
Biological process (GO): programmed cell death
Cellular component (GO): cytoplasm
Source: RefSeq, a predicted model, not a curated record
GAGCAUAUCUCUACAACCUGUCAGUCAUAAGGACCCAGAGGAAGAAUUGCCAGAAACACGAUCCAUCACCAUCUCUCAGAUGUUUGCCAAAGCCACAAAAGCCUUCGUGAAGGACACAGAUCAUGCGGGACACCUGAUCCCUGUGUCCAGUCUGAAUGACACAGACAAACUGAAUCUCCGAUCACUCAUUGUCAAGACCAGGCACAGAUGCUUCUGGCAGGAACCCAAAUACCAGUCCCCUGGCUUUACCCUCGGUGAUGUUCUGGAGCCUGGAGAGCCUGGAAACACACCUUUAAGCCCAACUGUCAAGGAGUCUGACUUUGUGGACUACAGUGGGACAUUUGGUGACAAGAAAGAAAUGAAUGCAGAUGGAAACUUGGAGGCAAAGUUGGCUGAUUUCAACCUGACCGUGGAAGGGAAAUGGUCCACCAAACAGAAGCUGUCCCUUGGCAGCCUGAACAAAGAGAAGGUUGAUGUGAAGGACUUACACAACUACUCAAAAAACAGAGUUCUGGACAUGUCCCAUCCUGUGAUCAAGCAGACCCGUGCGAAUCCCAGGGCAGUGCUAGGCGUCUUGACGGAGAGGAUUAUGACGUCACUACCUUGCCCGGUCACAAACAAUGUCCUUAAGCAUGGCAAUGUAGGAGCCAACGUGAGCGCCUGUGUGUUCCUGAGCGGGAAGGCCUCUAUGAAGCAGAGCGGCAGUACUCAGACAGAUAGUGAUGUGUCACUGGGUAUUCCUGCAAAUACUGUCAUGGCCUACAGUCUGAUUGAACUCUACGUCAAAUGCAAUGGACAGUUUGAGCUGUGCCUCAUCUGCAACAAUGGGGGCUUUGAAAUAGAUAAGUCAAAGGAGGGGUUGGAAGUAGAUGGAUUUAUGGACCAGGGAGGCGACUUUGAUACCAACAGUCCCCUAAAUCUGAACAAAGAACUGGAGAAACUGAGUGGUCAUUUCCAGCUGCUGUCAGUCCUGCCGGUGGCCAAACGCUCCUCUCUGCUCCAGCUCCUCAAGACAACCAUGGAGGACAGAGAGGCAGUCAGUGUGCUGGAGAGUGUGCUGGAUCAGUUGUGUGAAGGUGAGACUCCUGACCUGGGUGACCUGGAAGAGCCUGAGAGGGAGACAGUCCAGGCCAUACUGGAUCUUGUAGACCAAUGUGUUGGGAAGGAUGAGGACGAGAUCAGAUCCUCACUUCUCAGUGCCGUCCACCUCAUUGUCAGUGCCAUGGACGGAAUGACAGAUGAAGGUCUCUCUGUGUUGGGAUCCUGUUGCAGUCCUCCAGUCUUACAGGCCCUGCAGAUCCUGGUGCAGCAUGUGGCAGCAGGGAGUGGGGAGACCCUCUCUCUGAGAGAUGCUGGUCUGGCUGUUCUGACUGAGGAGGAGCUGUAUCAGAGGACAGAGAGUCUCUUUGGUCUCUUUAAAGUUACACUGAAGAGAGAGGAGGACACACUGAGGACAGAGAUGAAGGACCAGCCUGGAUACCUUCCUCUAGUCAUGAGUAUCACUGUGAAAGGCCUAUUUAGUUUAAGCUGAGAGAGAGGCAGAGAGUCAUGGACUAGAAUCCCACACGCAGAUUCUAAACAGACGUUGAACUGAAAAACAACUAUUUCCAUUGAUUGUUAAUUCCCUGCAUUGUGUAUUUAUCUUCGAAUAUUCUUACAUAAUAUUUUGUGAGUGUGAUGUUUACUGUUCAUUUGUUAUUGUUUAUUUAAAUUUGGUUUAUUAUCUAUUUCACUUGCUUUGGCAAUGUAACAGGUAUGCACGCAUGACUGUAAGUUGCUUUGGCAAUGUAACAGGUAUGCACGCAUGACUGUAAGUUGCUUUGGCAAUGUAACAGGUAUGCACGCAUGACUGUAAGUUGCUUUGGCAAUGUAACAGGUAUGCACGCAUGACUGUAAGUUGCUUUGGCAAUGUAACAGGUAUGCACGCAUGACUGUAAGUUGCUAUGUAACAGGUAUGCACGCAUGACUGUAAGUUGCUUUGGCAAUGUAACAGGUAUGCACGCAUGACUGUAAGUUGCUUUGGCAAUGUAACAGGUAUGCACGCAUGACUGUAAGUUGCUUUGGCAAUGUAACAGGUAUGCACGCAUGACUGUAAGUUGCUUUGGCAAUGUAACAGGUAUGCACGCAUGACUGUAAGUUGCUUUGGCAAUGUAACAGGUAUGCACGCAUGACUGUAAGUUGCUUUGGCAAUGUAACAGGUAUGCACGCAUGACUGUAAGUUGCUUUGGCAAUGUAACAGGUAUGCACGCAUGACUGUAAGUUGCUUUGGAUAAAAGUGUCUGCUAAAUGGCAUAUUAUGAAACUUGUCAAUCCUGUUUGAACCAUUCAGUAUUUUACUCCUGCACUAGUUGAGCUACAGAACUAGUGAACAACAGUGAAUGUAUCCUUGUAAUGUUUUCAGUAAAGUUCAACAAACGAUA